Messenger RNA from Engraulis encrasicolus (European anchovy), 1461 nucleotides. Its product is annotated as E3 ubiquitin-protein ligase TRIM47-like. Bases 271 to 1461 code for a protein of 396 amino acids. The record is from RefSeq and is a predicted model, not a curated record. NCBI's taxonomy places the organism in Eukaryota, Metazoa, Chordata, Actinopteri, Clupeiformes, Engraulidae. The transcript has 7 exons. Gene Ontology annotation, molecular function: zinc ion binding.
CCCAACGCCCCCUGGGGGGCUGUACCGCCCCCGUCGACAAGCACUACUGUAGUAGAAAAGGAACUUUCCCAACCCUGAAGUUCCAUCCAAGCUGCUGCUGCUGCUGCUGUUAUUACACCUGGCCAGUAGAGGGCAGCAGUACUCCAUGAAUACAACACGCCACUCCCCAUCCAGGAAGUCUGGAGCACCACAGGUAAACAAAACCUACUGAGCUGCACCUGAGGAGCUGUGUUGUCGUCUUAGUCCACUUAUCGCUGAAUACUUUACAAAAUGGCUGCAGCAAUGGGAAGUAAUGAGGACAUUUUCAUGUGUCCUAUUUGUUUGGACUUUCUAAAGGAUCCGGUGGCUCUUAACUGUGGACACAACUACUGUUUGGGCUGUAUUGAGGACUGCUGGAAUGAGGAAGAUGUGAAGGGCGUUUACAGCUGUCCCCAAUGCAGACAGACUUUCACCCAAAGACCUGUUUUAAAGAAGAAUAUUAUUAUUGCUGAGCUUGUGGAUCAAAUGAGGAAGAGCAGAAUACAAACUGCAGCUGCUGUUGAAUGUGCUGCUGGACCUGGAGAUGUGGCCUGUGACGUCUGCACCGGUAGAAAACUCAAAGCUGUCAAGUCCUGUCUGGAGUGUUUGGUAUCGUACUGUGACACUCAUUUGAAAGUUCAUGAUGCAGUUCAUCCAGGUAGAAAUCACAACAUGGUCGAUGCCACGGGCCAGCUACAGGAGAGGAUCUGUCCCCGUCAUAAGAAGCCUUUUGAAGUAUUCUGUCGCACUGACCAGAGAUGCAUCUGUCUUCUGUGUAUGGUGGACAAUCAUAAAGGCCACGACGUGAACGCGACUGCGACAGAAUGGAGUCAUAAAAAGGAGGGGUUGGGGCAGAGCCAGAGGAGAUGCCAGCAGAUAAUCCAGUCGAAGGAGAAGGAGCUGCAGGAGCUGAGGAAGGCUGUGGAGACUCUCAAGUCUGGUGCACAGACAGCAGUGGAGGAGAGUGAGAGGAUGUUUACUGAGAUGAUCCGCUCCAUUGAGAGAAGGCGCUCUGAGGUGACAGAGCUGAUCAGAGCUCAGGAGAAGGCUGAGGUGAGUCGAGCUGAAGGACUCCUGAAGCGACUGGAGCAGGAGAUUGCUGAGCUGAAGAGGACAGAUGCUGAGAUGAAGCAGCUUUCACUGACACAGGAUCCCAUCCACUUCCUCAAGAACAUUGUCUCCAUAACUGGGAGACCUUACAGCACAAUUUCAACCAGUGUGACCUUCAGCCAAAGCUUCUCCUUGGAGCCCCUGAAGAAAUCUGUGUCUGCAUUGAAGACGCAGCUGGAGGAGAAACUGGAGUCAGUCUUCAAGCAGGAAAUAGUCAAGAUAUCUGCAGCAGCUGUGGCACACAUGCAGAUCAUUCGGAGCACACACGAUACUGAUCCUGAACUUCCAAUCAGAAGAGCAGACAGUAAGGAGGGCCUACAUCCAACCAUCUAA